Molecule: messenger RNA, 2391 nt
Organism: Lathyrus sativus (Indian pea)
Lineage: Eukaryota; Viridiplantae; Streptophyta; Magnoliopsida; Fabales; Fabaceae
Source: the annotation of a GenBank genome assembly
AUGCACUCUCUCUCUCACACUCUCUCUCCUCCACACACCACCACCACCACCUCCAUUUCUCACUCUACAACACUUUCUCUCAUCAACAAAACCAAAUCGCUCGAACUUCACAAUCACAAUCACACUAGAAUCUCCAUCAUCAUUUCCUCCAAGUCAAAUUCAAACAAGACCUUCGCUAUAGGAAAUCGCGUCGGUGUUGAAACCGAAACCGCGGUUGUUGAAAUUCACAAGCCUCAAUUCGAAGUCUCCAGAGGCUUCCCCUCUCCUUUCGGUGCUACUGCUCAAGAAGACGGAGUCAAUUUCGCCAUUUAUUCUCUCAAUGCACACUCAGCUACUCUCUGUUUGUUCACUCUUUCUGAUUUCAAAAACAAUAAGGUGACGGAGUACAUUACACUUGAUCCAUUGGUGAAUAAAACGGGAUGUGUUUGGCAUGUGUUUCUAAAAGGAGAUUUUAAAGAUAUGCUCUAUGGAUAUAAAUUUGAUGGCAAAUUUUCUCCUCAACAAGGACAUUACUAUGAUUCUUCUCGUGUUUUACUUGAUCCUUAUGCAAAAGCUGUUAUAAGCAGAGGAGAAUAUGGGGCUGUUGGACUUGAUGGAAACUGCUGGCCCCAAAUGGCUGGCAUGGUACCUUUUGAUCCUGAGGAGUUUGACUGGGAAGGAGACUUGCCUCUGAAAUAUCCACAAAAGGAUCUUAUUAUAUAUGAAAUGCAUGUGCGAGGGUUUACGAAGCAUGAGUCAAGCAAGACUGAGUUUCCCGGUACUUAUAUUGGUGUAGUGGAGAAGCUUGAUCACUUAAAGGAGCUUGGAGUAAAUUGUAUAGAGUUAAUGCCAUGUAAUGAGUUCAAUGAGCUGGAAUACUACAGUUACAAUGCUGUACAAGGGGACUAUAGGGUCAAUUUUUGGGGGUAUUCAACCAUCAAUUACUUUUCACCAAUGAUCAGAUACUCAACAGCUGGCACACAAAACCGUGGUCGUGAUGGGAUUAAUGAAAUUAAGUUCCUCAUCAAAGAGGCGCACAAGCGAGGAAUAGAGGUUAUUAUGGAUGUUGUUUUCAAUCAUACAGCUGAAGGGAAUGAAAAGGGUCCCAUUAUUUCUUUCAGAGGAGUUGACAAUAGUGUGUAUUACAUGGUAGCACCCAAGGGGGAAUUCUACAAUUAUUCAGGAUGCGGGAACACAUUCAAUUGCAACCAUCCAGUUGUACGGAAAUUCAUAGUGGACUGCUUAAGAUAUUGGGUAGCAGAAAUGCAUGUUGAUGGUUUUCGCUUUGAUCUUGCUUCCAUCAUGACCCGGGGUAGCAGUCUAUGGAACGGAGUUAAUGUAUUUGGUACUCCAAUAGAAGGCGACAUGCUGACAAUUGGAACCCCUCUAAGCAGCCCACCAUUGAUUGAUAUGAUCAGUAACGAUCCAAUACUUCGUGGAGUGAAGCUUAUAGCCGAAGCCUGGGAUGCUGGAGGUCUCUACCAAGUUGGCACUUUCCCUCACUGGGGUAUUUGGUCGGAAUGGAAUGGGAAGUAUAGAGACACAGUACGCCAGUUUAUCAAAGGCACAGAUGGCUUUGCUGGAGCAUUUGCCGAAUGUGUGUGUGGGAGUCCUAGUUUGUAUCAGGGAGGAAGAAAACCAUGGAAUAGUAUUAACCUUGUAUGUGCUCACGAUGGCUUCACUCUAGCUGAUUUGGUGACUUAUAACAGCAAGCAUAACUUGCCCAAUGGUGAAGACAAUAAUGACGGAGAAAAUCAUAAUAAUAGCUGGAACUGUGGAGAGGAGGGGGAGUUUGUCAGUCCCUCAGUAAAGAAAUUGAGGAAACGACAAAUGCGUAAUUUCUUUCUUUCUCUCAUGGUUUCCCAGGGAGUUCCAAUGAUACACAUGGGUGAUGAAUAUGGACAUACAAAAGGGGGAAACAACAAUACCUACUGUCAUGAUAAUUAUCUUAAUUAUUUCCAAUGGGACAAAAAGGAAGAAUCCUCAUCAGACUUUUUCAGAUUUUGCAGCCUUUUGGUCAAGUUUCGCCAGGAAUGUGAAUCGCUUGGCUUAGAUGACUUCCCAACAUCAGAGAGGCUGCAGUGGCAUGGUCUUUUUCCUGCAACUCCUGACUGGUCUGAAACUAGCCGUUUUGUGGCUUUUACCCUGGUGGACUCGGUAAAGGGAGAAAUUUACAUUGCUUUCAAUACGAGUCAUCUACCUUUCACAGUUAACUUGCCAGAGCGUCCAGGAUACAGAUGGGAACCUCUCAUAGACACCAGCAAAUCUGCACCAUAUGAUUUCCUCACGCCUGAUCUUCCUGGAAGAGAUAUUGCAAUACAACAGUAUGCUCAUUUUCUUGACGCCAAUAUGUAUCCCAUGCUUAGUUACUCUUCCAUCAUCCUUUUGCGCACUCCCGAUGUAAAUGCCUAG